AUGGGAGCGCCUGUAAAGCCUGCUGCGAGAGUCGCGGCGAGGAAGCAAGAUGUAUGGUCGAUUGUCAACGAAGCGGCUGCCGCUUCCCCCAAGCAGCCCAUUGUGAAUAUGGGCCAGGGUUUCUUUGGAUACAACCCACCAGAAUUCAUUUUAAAGGCGGCAAAGAGCGCUCUUGAUAGAGUCGACUGCAAUCAAUAUUCUCCUACAAAGGGUCGCCCGCGCCUAAAGAAGGCAAUUGCCGAUGCGUACUCGCCGUUAUGGGGACGGCAACUCAAUCCGGAGACCGAGGUUACUAUUACAACUGGAGCAAAUGAGGGGAUGCUAAGUGCCUUUAUGGGCUUCAUCGAGGAGGGGGAUGAGGUUAUCAUCUUCGAGCCUUUCUUUGAUCAAUACAUAAGUAACAUCGAGAUGCCAGGAGGAAAGAUUGUCUACGUUCCACUGCAUCCCCCGCCAAAAGGAGCCACCGAAAACACUUCGGCGAGCGAAUGGACCAUUGACUUCGCUGAGCUCGAAGCUGCAAUUACUCCUAGGACUAAAAUGAUAGUGAUCAAUACACCACACAACCCGGUUGGCAAAGUUUUCUCAAGAGAGGAAUUGCUCAGAAUCGGCAAUCUCUGCGUCAAGAACAACAUCAUUAUUCUCUCUGAUGAAGUAUAUGACCGUCUGUUUUACACGCCAUUUACGAGAAUUGCUACACUGUCCCCUGAAAUCGAGAGGUUAACUCUCACCGUCGGCUCCGCUGGCAAGAAUUUCUAUGCAACUGGAUGGCGUGUUGGAUGGUUGAUCGGACCCCCAGACCUGAUCACAUACGCUGCGGCAGCCCACACCAGAAUCUGUUAUUCCUCUGUGUCGCCCUUGCAAGAGGCGGCAGCUGUGGGCUUCGAAGAAGCUGACGCCAACAACUUCUGGGAAAACGCAAAGGUGGAAAUGAAGGGCAAGAUGGACAGAUUCAACGAAAUCUGGAAAGAGUUGGAUCUCCCCUUCUCAGAUCCCGAAGGAGGAUACUUUGUGCUGGUCAACAUGAAGAAGGUCAAAGUGCCGGCGGACUACCCCUUCCCUCCUCAGGUCGCAGACCGACCGAGGGAUUUCAAGCUGAGCUGGUUCCUCAUCCAGGAGGUUGGUGUUGCGGCUAUCCCGCCCACGGAAUUCUACACGGAUGCGAACGCACAUAUUGGCGAGGAUUGGCUGCGGUUUGCGGUCUGCAAAGAGGACGAGGUGUUGGAGAGAGCGAAGGAGCGACUGAGGGAGCUGAAGAAGUACAUUGAAGCAUAG
Molecule: messenger RNA, 1272 nt
Organism: Amorphotheca resinae ATCC 22711
Lineage: Eukaryota; Fungi; Ascomycota; Leotiomycetes; Helotiales; Amorphothecaceae
Exons: 4
Coding region: 1-1272 (423 amino acids)
Biological process (GO): biosynthetic process
Cellular component (GO): cytoplasm; mitochondrion
Molecular function (GO): L-kynurenine:2-oxoglutarate transaminase activity; pyridoxal phosphate binding
Source: RefSeq, a predicted model, not a curated record